GACUUCCGGUUGUCAGAAUUCUCCAGACGCGGCUGCCCAGCGGGGAAAACUGAGUGGCCCUAGGUCGCCGUGGCCCCUGUGGCGGUAGCGUCCGGGUGGGCUCCGCUCGUCCUGCCCCGGCUGCGAUGCAUCCGCGGCGCCCAGACGGGUUCGAUGGCUUGGGCUACCGGGGUGGCGCCCGGGACGAGCAGGGCUUUGGCGUCGCUUUCCCUGCCAGGUCCUUCAGCUCCGGGUCGGACCUGGGCCACUGGGUGACGACGCCCCCAGACAUCCCGGGCAGCCGCAACCUGCACUGGGGUGAGAAGAGCCCGCCCUACGGCGUGCCGUCCACCUCCACCCCGUACGAGGGCCCGGCCGAGGAGCCCUUUCCGGCCGGCGGCGGCGGCGGCGUGCAGGGCCAGAGCAACGAACAGUUGAAUAGAUUUGCUGGAUUUGGUAUUGGACUUGCAAGUCUCUUUACAGAAAAUGUAUUGGCCCAUCCUUGCAUUGUUCUACGCCGCCAGUGUCAGGUUAAUUACCAUGCUCGGAAUUAUCAUCUCACUCCAUUCACAGUCAUCAAUAUUAUGUACAGCUUCAACAAAACUCAGGGACCAAGAGCCCUAUGGAAAGGAAUGGGAAGUACGUUCAUUGUCCAGGGAGUCACACUUGGCGCAGAAGGCAUCAUCAGUGAAUUCACACCUUUGCCGAGGGAGAUUUCACACAAAUGGAAUCCUAAACAAAUAGGUGAACAUCUUCUACUGAAAGCCCUAACUUAUAUUGUGGCAAUGCCUUUUUAUUCAGCAAGUCUAAUUGAAACAGUACAGAGUGAGAUAAUUCGAGACAAUACUGGCAUUUUGGAAUGUGUCAGAGAAGGAAUCGGAAGAGUGAUAGGCCUGGGAGUGCCUCACAGCAAGCGGCUCCUUCCGCUUCUUUCCUUAAUCUUCCCCACGGUGCUGCAUGGAGUCCUUCACUACAUCAUCAGCUCAAUCAUUCAGAAGUUUGUCCUACUAAUUCUAAAGAGAAAGACGUAUAAUAGCCACCCAGCUGAGAGCAGUAGCCCUGUGCAGAGUAUGUUGGAUGCUUAUUUUCCAGAACUUAUUGCUAACUUUGCUGCCAGUCUUUGCUCUGAUGUUAUACUCUUCCCACUGGAAACAGUUUUGCACCGCCUUCACAUUCAAGGAACACGCACAAUCAUUGACAAUACAGACCUUGGCUAUGAAGUGCUUCCAAUUAAUACACAGUAUGAGGGAAUGAGAGACUGUAUCAACACCAUAAAGCAGGAGGAGGGAGUCCUUGGCUUUUAUAAAGGGUUCGGUGCUGUUAUAAUACAGUACACACUGCAUGCAGCUGUCUUACAGAUUACCAAAAUUAUUUACUCUACACUUCUUCAAAAUAGCAUUUGAAAUUUAGGUUCUAUCACUGGUGAGUCCAGAAGAUGUAAUCUGGAUAAUUUGCUAUGAAGUUAUAAAGGAUGAAAAGGAAAUACUGGGGAAAAAUGGACUAGAAAGUGAAACUGGUAGAAAAGGUCUGUGCUGAUUGAAUUGACUCUUCUUUUAAAACAAUUUUUUUUUCAAGUUUAAAAGCUCAGUAGAACCAACACUUGUGUAAGAAUAAAAUUUUAGCUAGUGUAGCACUCGUUCUGAAGUAAAAAUGAUACUAGGUGGAAGCAAAGGUGUGUCAUCAAAUACAAAAUGAAGUUUCACUGAGUUGAAUCUGUUCCAUCUUAUCUUAAUAUUUGUUAGUUAUUUCAUCCUCCAGAUUGAUCUUUGCAUAUUAUCCUUAAUGCAGUAGAAUAUCACUGUAUCAGUGAGAUUUUACCUUUAAACAAAUAAAUUAUAUCACCAUUGAAAAAGACUAAGUAUUAGAUUUGGCCAUCUGUAAGCAGACAUCGAGGGGUUUUAUAAUGCAUUGUCUCUAUUUUAGUGGUUGUAUAUGUGUAUGAUAUAAAGCCAUUUAUGUACACACAUAUAACUUGGAAAUUCUUUUGUCCUACAGAUUCUCUACUGAUAGAUAAGCAUGUUGCAUAAAAUGAAAUCAUGCACUUUCUGCUUGAACACCAGAGUAAAACAUCAAAAAGCCAAGGCACCCAAAAGAUUCAAUCAGUUAUCACACACUUGUCCACAUCCAAACCCAGUACUAAAGUGCUAGCCACUUAAAAUUUAUUAUGUAUCUAUAAAGUUCAAUUUGCUUCAUUAGUUAUGUGAGUUGUUAGUCUAUUUUUAGAACCACACUUAGGAAAGAAUGUAAAAUAAUCAUGCAGUUAUUGCUGUUUCCACACUUAUAAAUUGUGUACUUAAAGAAGCCUCAUUUGCCUUUCACUUCUGAGUGAUUUACCUUAGAAGAGACAAAAUUCAGCUGGGGAUUUGUAUCUUUUGCCUGGCAUACAGUCAUCGUUAAGUAACAUCUUCAUUUUCCCCUCUGUUUUUGCUUAAAGUGUCAUUCUCCAAACUAGAAAUACUUGAAGAGAAAAGCAAAUUCUUAUCAUUUUUUAUUUAAAUACAUUGUGGUGAAUACUGAAGAAAAAAUAGUUCAUGUAUUUUGUGUAGGUAAGGUAGAGCGUGGGGGAAUAUUUUAACAAAUAAGCAAAAAAGAAUGGUUAAUCAGUUUAAUAAAAAAAGAAAAUUGUCCCUAAACUUAAUUCGUGAGUCAUGCUCUGUAUAGUAAAGUGAUACGCAUUUGACUUACCCAUCAUUAAACAUGUUCAAGUUUCAUUCUUCAUGAGGAUGUUCGCAGUUUUAUCAUGAACCAUUUAGCACUCAGAAGUGCAGCAACUUUGCAUGGAUGUUUUCCAGCACAGAACGCAGACAAACUGAGCUUUAUGUCACUUGUUGAAUGUCACUGAGAUGGGUAUUUUUGUGAUCAAUAGUGUUGGAACAAAGAAAUGAUAUGAAAAAUAUUGUGGAAACAUCAUAAAAAUAGCAACUGUGUUUACUAUGGUGUGUGUGUUUACUGUAAUACACUGUUUUCCAUUUUUAAAUUUAAAUUCUGCUAAGAGGGAAAAUAAACACAUUGAGAUUGAUCACAUUACAUGUUCAGGGUAAUACUUCAGUUUAUGGUUUAUUUUGUCCUACCUAUGAGGUUUUUUCAUGUUUUUGAACUGCCAGAUAAUUCUUACAUGGUUAUAAUAUAUUCAUCAUUCUACCCUCUCCCAUUUUUUUAAUAAUCAGGUUUCCAAAAGAAAUAAACAAGAAAAUUAUAAGUUUCAGAAAAUUUCUAGAACAGAAUCUGAAUGGAAUCAAGUAUUUGCAAAUGAAAAAUAUAUGAACUCUUUCAUUGAUCUAAAUAUUAGAUUUUUCAAGGUUUGUUGAAAGCAUGAAUGUAAAGUUACAUAAAUUUGUUUAGUCAUAGGAUCAUAUGAGAGACUGAAGCACACGCAAGUAAGGUUGGUCUUGUUUUCUGUCUCUUUAGAGGGAAUACAAAUUAACAUGAAAGCUAAAAUUGAAGCGUGUAGUAAAAUAUUAAUAUUUGUACUGCUUUUCCAAACCGAUUGAAAUAUAAUCUUUGAAAAUAAAGCACUUAAAUUUAGCACUUAAAUAUUUUUCAGUGAAUUUAAAAAGAAUAGAAUAACUAUCAGAUACUCUUUUGCUCUUUAAAAUUGCUAUAUCUCUUUAAUUUCAGUGCCAAAAUCUAAUACCCAAAGGAUACAUUUCUUAAGGUGUUAACUUCAGUAUCAUUAACAACAUUGCUAUGAUUCUAUUCAGUGGUUCUAUAGACCCAGUGGUCCUCUUAUUGUAAAUUUUGCCCAUGGUGCUUAUGAUGUGCUUGUCUUAUAGGGUUUCUAACUUGCAGUAAAAUUCCCUGAAAGUGAUUGAAUUAAAAUGGAUAAAGAUUAACCUGCUUGAAUUUAUGAAUCAAGUUAUUAAAUUGCGUACAUACUUCCAAGGGUACCCUCCUCUAUUUUAUGAACACUUAAACCUAGGUUAAUACAGUUAUUUAUUUAACCUUCCAAACACCCAGCACUAGGUAAUACAUUUAAAAUGCGCUAAUUUAGAAUGGGUUGUGGAUUGGAGUAUUUGAUAAUUUGGAUACUGCUUGGACACAAAACUGGAAAGGUAGGAGAUCCUGCUCACAUAUGCAGCUAUGCCUCAUUACACCUCUCUCCAGCACUGGCUUUGUUAUAACUGCACAAAGCAUUCACUUUAUUCGUUGGGCACAAGUGUUUCAAUAUUCCUAUCCAUGUAUUCAUAUAUCUAUUUUGAUCUUUUGUGAACUGAGAUUAUGGAGCUAUUUGUUCUCAGUUUGCUUAUAGAUCUUAUAGCACAGAAAAGAUUAUUCUGCCAGCUCUUGAGAAGAUUCAGGUUUUGAAUUAUUUUGAAAAAGUAUAUAAGCAAAAAAAAAAUCCUUCAGUAACUUCAUACUGCACUAAGAUUUGUGUAAUAUUUAAUGUUCCCUCCCUCUGUCUUCUUCCUCUCUGUUCCUCCCUCUCUCUGAAUGUGCAAUGUCUUAUUUUUUGAGUCAUUGAGUAUCAUUACUUAUGGUACCAAAUUGUAUAGCAGAGUAACAAAAAGUUAGGGUUUGACAAUGAAUCUUGUUUGAUUUUAUCUGAGCUAGAGGAGAUGUUUUAUUUGACGUAUUUUUUUAAGUUGUUUUUGUCUCAUUGGGAUUUUAAAUGUUUGGGGCAGUAAUUUGUGUAAUGUGAAAAGUUCAAUAAAAUGUUGAAUAACAUGA
Chinchilla lanigera (long-tailed chinchilla) is the source of this 4647-nucleotide messenger RNA. RefSeq names its product solute carrier family 25, member 46 (gene Slc25a46). Gene Ontology annotation, cellular component: mitochondrial outer membrane. The record is from RefSeq and is a predicted model, not a curated record. Gene Ontology annotation, biological process: mitochondrial membrane fission; axon development; mitochondrial fission. The coding region runs from base 126 to 1382 and encodes 418 amino acids. Lineage: Eukaryota; Metazoa; Chordata; Mammalia; Rodentia; Chinchillidae. The transcript is spliced from 8 exons.